CUCGAUCUCUUUUCCGAUUUCCACUUCUCCUCCUUCAAAACGCCACAUCCCUCGAAGUGACCAUGCCAAACGAACCCGAAACCACAACCCUCCUGGAAUGGAUCAACAGCUUUCCUCUGGGCACCUCCAUUCAGUCCUCAGAUGAUUUAUACGACGGCGUCAUACUCUGGGAGAUCCUGCAGGACAUCGACCCCCACGAGUUCUUGGGCGUGCUUCCAGAGAGUUCACCCGAAGACCACUGGGUGCUAAGAUGGCAGAACCUCAAGCAUUUGCACAAGCUGCUCCUGAAUUAUAUACGGAAUCGAUAUGAUGGAGAGAUACCUGCUGGUCUCUCGACAGACCCAGACCUCAAGUCGAUUGCGGAAACAGCCUCGACGAAAGAGACAAACAGGCUGCUGAAGCUCUUUCUCAUGGCUGCCAUCAGAUCCCCUGGAGCUGAAUCCUAUAUCGAGCGAAUGGUACAACUUUCGACAGCAACACAGGAAGGGCUGAAGGGUAUAAUAGAAGAGGCACAGAACCCUUCACAAGACCGUCUUGACCAGAUAAAUUACGAGCAGGAUGAAUACAAGGCUCGACGUGACUUGGCUAUGGACCCGGAGCUGCAGUUUGAGGAGCGUGUGGGGAAAUUACUAGUUGAGAAUGAUAAACUAUCAAACGAGAAGAAGCAGUUGGAGAAAGAUUUAGAAGAAUACCAUCGAAAGGAUGUACGCCUUCGAGAAGCAAACGAGCUGUUACAGGAUAAACUCAACAUCACUGAGGAGAGGCUGGCAAGACUCAAGUCUGGAAAGGCUGACAUUGGACCAAAUUUCAAGGGCUACGAACACAGGACACAGGACAUCAUUGCUGCACAGGAGACUAAACUCACAGCUGCCCAAGAUGAAAUUGAUAGCCUGAGAAUAUCGCUUGAGACUCUUCGUGUUAAGAACCAGAAGUUCCAAACUCUGCAGGACGAAUAUGAUGAGAUCAAGAUUGAGCGGGACCAGCUUGCUAGAAAGGCCAAUGCUGCUGAGAAAUACAGACAGAAACUACAGGCCAGCCAAGAUUAUGAGAAAGAAAACCAAGUGCUGAAGAAUAAGGUCAAGGAUCUCCAGCAGCAUUUGAAAGAAAGUGAUACCCUUCAACGAGUCUCUGCGGCCCGGGAAGCAGAGGUUGAGAACUACAGACGACUUGUUGCUCGUGUCGAGCAGGAUCGACAUGAGAUCCAAGACCUAAAGAAGAAACUCGAGUUCGAUAAUCAUGCUCUAACCGAACGACUACUAGGUGCCGAAGAACAGCGUACCCGGGACGAAGAUACGAUUGGUAGGCUACAGGAAAGAAUAAAAGAGCUGGAAGGCCUUGAUAGUAGUCCAGCAUCUCCCAGACCUUCUACCCCCAAGCAUCACGGUUCUAGCCUAGAACGGGAUCUGGAAGAAAGCGGCAAGCGAGAGGCCCGAUUAAAUGCUGAGAACGAGGAACUCAAGAAGAAGCUUGAAACUAUUGCUACUGUUGACAAGACCAUUCCUGAUGUCCCUGAUGACGCUGAAUCCGAGGCACGUGCUGAGAGGAAAUGGAAGGAAGAAUUCUACCAAUGUCCCCUUCAGACGGAUGCCGACCUUAAAGAGGCUCACCAGCGCUUACACGUCGACUACACUAUCAUGCGAACCAAGAUUGUGGAGCUUGAAGGCCUGCUUGAGGCUACCAAACUUGAGCUCUCCGAUGCUAACAUGAAACUGAGCCUUGUCAACAAGGAUAAACUUGAAAUGGUGAAUGAGGCGACUGAGGUUAAUUCAGUAGAACAAACGGCAUUACGGGAGAAAUGUGCUGUCUUGGCUGUCACCGUCCGAACCCUCACCAGUCAACUUGAAGUCCGACAGCUGCAGAUCAAUGAAAUAUCUCGCGAGCGAGACAAUCUCAGAAACACAUUCAAGCAAUCCGACACCAAGCUUUCCACAGAAGGUGAUGCAUCUCUCGAGGAGAUGAAACAGCUCCUCGAAGAAGCCAAUGUCCGGGUCAACGACACAACGGAUGACGACAUGACAAAUGAGUUUUUAGAGCGACUUGCGGAAACAACCGAGCGCAGUGCAGAACACCUUGCCAGGAGAGCUGAGCAUAUGAACCAACAAAAUGAUAUUAUCGAAUCUUUGCAAGAGCGGAUUAGGCACUACGAGCAGUUCUCUGCGGAUCAGGAGGAAAUCAAAGCUAGUAAGGAGAAAGAGACUGAAUUGAUGCAAAUAAUUCAUCGACAAGCACGAGAAAUCGCCCUCAUUUCUUCCGCAUGGUACGACUUCCAGUCACGGCUACAGAACGGCAAUAUUGUGCUUUCUCGACACCGCGGAGCAGCGGGUGCAAGCGCACACCAUGCAGAAACCAAUCGCACCUGGCUAGGCAAGCAGAGAGCCCUGGUUGUCCCGAAAGCUGGAGGCCGGUAA
Microsporum canis CBS 113480 is the source of this 2408-nucleotide messenger RNA. RefSeq names its product M protein repeat protein. Bases 63 to 2408 code for a protein of 781 amino acids. Gene Ontology annotation, biological process: cytoplasmic microtubule organization; cytoskeleton-dependent intracellular transport. The record is from RefSeq and is a predicted model, not a curated record. Gene Ontology annotation, molecular function: microtubule binding; dynein light intermediate chain binding. Gene Ontology annotation, cellular component: centrosome; cytoplasm. The transcript is spliced from 6 exons. NCBI's taxonomy places the organism in Eukaryota, Fungi, Ascomycota, Eurotiomycetes, Onygenales, Arthrodermataceae.